Molecule: messenger RNA, 444 nt
Organism: Seminavis robusta
Lineage: Eukaryota; Bacillariophyta; Bacillariophyceae; Naviculales; Naviculaceae
Source: the annotation of a GenBank genome assembly
AUGCACAAUUUUCCACUCGCGAUAAUCCGGCACUCUACGUACAAUUGGAUUCAAGGUCAGAAGAGAAAGGUUCGAAAGAAAGAAUUGAGCCCCAGUCAAAAGAACCAAUUGGAAGGAUUGGGCAUCGAUCUGUUUGAUCGCAUUUGGAAGGCAAACGAGGCAUGGAGAAGACAAGUGGGUGGAAAUGACAUUGUAUGGUGGAUUGCAAAAGUACAAGUCUUCGACGGGAAAUUGCCUGGUUCCCCAGCGAUACUCAACAAAUCCUCCUUUGGGAAACUGGGUCUGCCAGCAACGCAAAUUGAAAAGGAAGGGUUGGCUGCCUCUCUACGGAUCGAGACUGGAGAGACUCGGGUUUUGCUGGAACCCAAGGGGUGCAACGUUGUGAAAGUCAUUUAUUUGGAAGGCACUUGUCUUUGCAUCCUAUUGGGGUUUUUGAGUAGGUAG